Mirounga angustirostris (Northern elephant seal) is the source of this 1194-nucleotide messenger RNA. Its product is annotated as histone H2A type 1-E. Gene Ontology annotation, cellular component: chromatin; nucleosome. Gene Ontology annotation, molecular function: structural constituent of chromatin; DNA binding; protein heterodimerization activity. Gene Ontology annotation, biological process: heterochromatin formation. NCBI's taxonomy places the organism in Eukaryota, Metazoa, Chordata, Mammalia, Carnivora, Phocidae. The transcript has a single exon. The record is from RefSeq and is a predicted model, not a curated record. The coding region runs from base 25 to 417 and encodes 130 amino acids.
GCUCGCGGUGCGUCUGGGGCCGCGAUGUCCGGGCGCGGGAAGCAAGGCGGCAAGGCGCGCGCCAAGGCCAAGACUAGGUCAUCCCGGGCCGGCCUGCAGUUCCCGGUGGGCCGCGUGCACCGCCUGCUCCGCAAGGGCAACUACGCCGAGCGGGUGGGCGCCGGCGCGCCCGUCUACCUGGCGGCCGUGCUCGAGUACCUGACGGCCGAGAUCCUGGAGCUGGCGGGCAACGCGGCGCGCGACAACAAGAAGACGCGCAUCAUCCCGCGCCACCUGCAGCUGGCCAUCCGCAACGACGAGGAGCUCAACAAGCUGCUGGGCCGCGUCACCAUCGCGCAGGGCGGCGUCCUGCCCAACAUCCAGGCCGUGCUGCUGCCCAAGAAGACCGAGAGCCACCACAAGGCCAAGGGCAAGUAGCACUCUAGCAGGGUGUGCGCCUCCAACCCCCUGUCCAAACCAAAAGGCUCUUUUCAGAGCCACCUACGACUUUCUGUGAAGAACUGAACACUUUUCAAAAACCUUCACUUUACCGCAGUUUACAUCAACCUCACAACUUGCGUUAAGGGAGGACAAUUUGAUCAAAGUUAGCUUUUGCAAAGCCUGAAAUUUUUAAAACCCUAUGCUUUCAGGGAAAUAUUCUAAAGACUGGUUUGCAUUCAUCAGCAUUUGAUAAAUACAUUAUGGAGGGUCUCCUUUACAAUUACUGACGUUACUAACCUCCCAUUUUAAGCCUCAAAGGUGUAAAUUCUGGCGGUGGAUUUGAGGCAAACAGCAGUUUCAAAAAACUUGUUUCUUGUCUCUUGGUAAUUAAAGACAUUCUGAAGAUAAAGUGAUCAACCCAAACCUCCAUACUAAUCCAAAACUAUUUUCAGAGCCUUUAGAAUUCUGAGGCACACCUAAUCUGACCUAUGUUUUCACAUUGCUACAUUGAGGAAAUAAUUUUUAAUCAGCCUCUUGAUUUGAAAAGUUAGCCGGUAGCUGAUUAACUUUUUUAAAUGCCUUUUUAAAAUUGUGACUUAAAGGUCUUGAUUCACGAAUGAAAUUAGAUUUUAUAAUUGCCUGCCUUGGUAACUUCUAGCUCAGUAGGCAUCAAGAUGCAUCAUGCCAUGCAGUGAACCUAUCCUAUGGUUUUGCCAGUUGCUAACUAGAACUACUGGAUGUAGAUGCAAAGGGGUGGCUUAGUUUUUCCCCAUA